AUGCAUGAAUUAUUUGAAAAAGAUAAUUAUUCUUGUUAUCAUUUACCAACUGAUCAUUCUAAUGUUGUAGAAAGUAAUGUUUGUAAAGACACUAGAUAUAAAAUGAAAAACUUUGAAUAUAAACCAACAAAACCAAAGACUUAUAAAAUAUGUGAUAUGACUAAACCAUUUAAAUUUUAUGUUAAACAAUAUCUACAAGAUAAAAUCGAUAAGAUAACUAAUAAUCAUGAACAUACAAAAACAUGA
Entamoeba nuttalli P19 is the source of this 246-nucleotide messenger RNA. RefSeq lists its product as hypothetical. The record is from RefSeq and is a predicted model, not a curated record. Bases 1 to 246 code for a protein of 81 amino acids. The transcript has a single exon. NCBI's taxonomy places the organism in Eukaryota, Evosea, Mastigamoebida, Endamoebidae.